This is a messenger RNA of Anguilla rostrata (American eel), 6575 nucleotides long. RefSeq names its product protein kinase C, gamma (gene prkcg). Gene Ontology annotation, molecular function: diacylglycerol-dependent serine/threonine kinase activity; zinc ion binding; ATP binding. The coding region runs from base 2405 to 4492 and encodes 695 amino acids. The transcript has 17 exons. Gene Ontology annotation, biological process: intracellular signal transduction; peptidyl-serine phosphorylation. Lineage: Eukaryota; Metazoa; Chordata; Actinopteri; Anguilliformes; Anguillidae. The record is from RefSeq and is a predicted model, not a curated record.
AGCCGUGGAACUUAUUCCGCCUUGUAAUUGCUUAUUUGCAUAUUUUUAAUCAUAACAGCGUGAUCCGUAUUGAUUCUCAUUUGUAUUGGUGAUUAUAGCCGUGGUGCUGCUGCUGAGAGAAUUCCGGAACUGCUAAUCAAUUUGCCUUUAUUUUUGGAAACGUGCAGGAUAUACGUUUGCCUCGAAAAGCGAGGCGCCGCCGUUGCUAACCUGCGACGUGAUUGUUUUGUUGGAAUUAUAUGUUCGAAUAAGAAAUGGCAGCAAACAAUUUAAAAAUUUAAUGGAGGAAAAUGGUUUUGUUAAUGCACAAGGGUGGCACGAUGGGUUUCAUACGAGCCUUGGAUAGGGAAAUGCAAGUUGACAAGUCUGAUCAUGCACAUCCACAGCGCAGAGAAAUUAGACUUACAAAUUUAGUUGCACUGUUUUAACAAUGUGAUUCUUGGAUGCAGUUUCUGCCUAAUUAGAUCUGAGACAGCUACCGAAACAGAAUUAAGAUGUGAUUGAUUUACACACAGUGACUGACACAUCCACUGACUAAUAGGAAAAGACUUGGAUGAGUUUAAGCACUCUUCAAUUAGCAUGCUUUUUGCUGGGGUUGUGGGCCCCACAGCAAUGAACAUACUGCAAAAACCAAGGAAAAGCAGUGUUAUGAUAGGUAGGAAGACAAUAAUUGUGUAGACACACAUCACAGGACCUGCCCUUGCCCAAAAUGUAUAAGAAUUUAUUUAUCAUAAAAGCAAACCCAAACCAUUUUACUGCAUAAUGAGCAAAUUGGACUAAUAACUACUGUUCUAAGAUCUCUUCUUACAUUAUAAGAAGCUCUUUGGUAAUACAUAUGAAUUUAUAUGAGUAGACUCGACUAUUAGCUGGGUUUUGGUAUGUGAACAGUGCGUAGUUAAAUUAUUUGGACACACACACUCACUGAAAGGUACAUGCACCCACACAGUGACACCAUUUUGCUCUCUAACAAUCUUGCUAAUUAUAAUUGUUAAUUAAUUCUCUUGCUGUGUCUUCAUCAAGAGACUAAUAACCUACAUUUUCAUUAAUUAGACCUUCAACCCUCUCUAUCUCUCUGGUUCCCUCCCUCCUCCCUUGUUCUCUAGUCGCAGUGUCAGUUAAUAUUGUGCCUGUGUCAGUGACAGUAGAUUCACUGCUUUUCGCCCUUUCUCAGUGUCAGCGUACAGUACACUGCUGGUUUCCUCAGAGAGAGUGAGCGCCUGUGUGUACAGUGUACCGCAUAUUGUUCCCAUCUGCCUGUCGGUGCCCGUGUUUCUGUAGUGCCUUGUCUCCCUCUGCCUAGCCCCGACAGCACUGUUUCUGUAGCCCUUGCACAAGAGUUACCAUAGACAGUUCGACCUGUGCUGAAAUGCUAACACUGUACCGUGCCCCAGUUGCCUGACACAAUAGCGUAGAUGCUAUCGCCAGUUUUCUGCUCAUUCAUUAUUCUGCCUCUUUUAAUAUUGCUACUGUUGGGAAGAAUGAUGGUGCUGAAUCCGUCCACACAGCCUCUAAGCAUUUUUUUACGUUCACAGUACUGAAAAUUUUUUGAUAAAUAAAACUUUGAUACAGUACCCGCUGUACUUAAACACCAGCUACCGUUGUCAUUAAUGAAUGUCGCCCUUGAUACUGCCAAGCCUCUUAUGAUGACUGCUAAUAUUUCAUCGCGCCUGUAGCAUUCGGGAUGCGAUCCUCGGUUCGUUGGCGCUAUCGUUGGGCUGUAAGUGCUAUUACAUCACGGUAACCGGUCUCGUCACAGGUGCUGCCACCAGUGACGCUAUUGGCUGUCGGAGAGCCCCCCGUCGACGGCGAGCGACAAUUUUUGUCUCUGUCCCCCUUCUGCUCAAUCCUUCACUCUCCUGAGAGAUGUAACCCAGAUUUCAAAUGAAUCAUUGCGUAUUCCUCCAUCUCCCUCCCUCCUCUAUCUCUCUCUCUCUCUCUCCCUCUCUCUUUCUCUCUCACUCUCUCUCUCUCUCUCUCUCUCUCUCUCUCUCUCUUUCCUUUCCCCCCUUCCCCCUAGGUAAAACCAGUAUCAAUCUUGGAAAGAGAAUAUCACUUCUGCCUCUUCGUCCUGUGCUUUUCCGGGGUGUGGGGAUAUACAGCACUGUGCUCCUCUAACACCCUUUGGUUCCUGGAAAGCUUCUAUCUCAUCACUUGCCCCUUCUUUUUUUUUUGUUGGCAAGUUUUCGUCUUUUUUUCCCCCCUUUCGGCUCUGCCCCUGUCACAGUUUGCAUUGUCUUUUUCUCUCUCUUUCUCUCACUCCUUAUUUUUUUAUGUAAAUCAGUGGCAGCAGUGUUAAGAUAAGGUUUACAUUCAAAGAUAGGAGGAAGAUACAGAGGGACCGAGGAAGAGGAUCACUUUGGUCUUUGAUCAAGUCUGUCAGCGAGAAGCUGUAAAUACAGCCAGCAUGUCGGCUCCUGUUUCCCCGUCCCCCUCCCUGUCCCCACUGGCCCUCGCCGCCUCCUCCCCUUCCCCGUCCCCUUUGGCUUCCCCCCUGCCCUCCCCUCUCUCCCCGCCGCCCCGAGUGCCCGUCUUCCAGAGGAGGGGGGCCCUGAAGCACAAGCACAUCAUCGAGGUGAAGGACCACCAGUUCACCGCCCGCUUCUUCAAGCAGCCCACCUUCUGCAGCCACUGCACCGACUUCAUAUGGGGUAUUGGAAAGCAGGGCUUCCAGUGUCAAGUAUGCGGUUUUGUGGUUCACAAGCGCUGUCACGAGUUUGUCACCUUUACCUGUCCUGGAGCCAUGACGGGCCCCAAACCUGAGGACGUGAAGAGCAAACACAAGUUCAAGAUACACACCUACUCUAGUCCCACCUUCUGCGACCACUGUGGCUCGCUGCUCUAUGGCCUCAUCCACCAGGGCAUGAGAUGUUCCAGCUGUGAGAUGAAUGUACACAAGCGCUGUGAGUCCAGUGUUCCUAGCCUGUGCGGCCAUGACCACACGGAGAAGAGAGGACGAAUCCACCUGACCAUCAGAGGAGAGCGAGAGGAGAUUCACAUCACAGUCCGAGAGGCGCGGAACCUGAUUCCCAUGGACCCAAACGGGCUCUCGGACCCCUACGUGAAGCUGAAGCUGAUCCCCGACCCCAAGAGCCAGAGCAAGCAGAAGACGCGCACCAUCCGCUCCACGCUCAACCCCGUGUGGAACGAGAGCUUCACCUUCUCGGUGCGGGGCCGACAGUGGGACCGGCGUCUGUCGGUGGAGGUGUGGGACUGGGACCGCACUUCCCGGAACGACUUCAUGGGGGCGCUGUCCUUCGGCGUGAGCGAAAUCUUCCGGCGCUCCGUCUGCGGCUGGUUCAAGCUGCUCAACCAGGACGAGGGGGAGUACUACAACAUCCCUGUCCCGGACCAGGAUUUACAGGAGACCCUACUGGCUCCGCCCCCUUCCCUGCCUCCUCCCCCAAUAGCUGUCCCAACCCCAGUGACUGCUCCCACUCCCUCCUGUCCCUCAGUGCUCUCCCCAGGGAAGAUCCGACUGGGACUGAAGGACUUCAACUUCUUAAUGGUGCUUGGCAAAGGCAGCUUUGGCAAGGUUCUGCUGGCUGAGGAGAGGAGCACUGAGAGGCUGUUUGCGGUGAAGGUGCUGAAGAAGGACGUCCUCUUCCAGGACGAGGACACGGAGAGCGCCAUGGUGGAGAGGAGGGUGCUGGGGCUCAGCGGGCGCCCCCACUUCCUCACCUGCCUGUACUGCGCCUUCCAGACUGAGGACCGUCUGUAUUACGCGAUGGAGUACGUCAACGGCGGCGACCUAAUGUUCCACAUUCAGAUCGUGGGGAAGUUCAAAGAGCCGCACGCCGCGUUUUACGGCGCGGAGGUCGCCGUUGGCCUCUUCUUCCUCCACAGCAAAGGCAUCAUAUACAGGGACCUGAAGCUGGACAACGUGCUGCUGGACGGCGAGGGCCACAUCAAGAUCGCGGAUUUCGGGAUGUGCAGGGAGGGGAUGCUGGAGAACGAGACCACGCGCACUUUCUGCGGGACCCCCGACUACAUCGCCCCCGAGAUUGUGGCCUACCAGCCCUAUGGAAAAGCUGUAGACUGGUGGUCUUAUGGAGUCCUGCUGUAUGAAAUGCUGGCUGGACAGCCUCCAUUUGACGGAGUGGACGAGGAGGAGCUGUUUCAGGCCAUCAUGGAGCAGAGUGUCUCCUACCCAAAGAACCUCUCCCGUGAAGCCGUCUCCAUCUGCAAAGGGUUCAUGACCAAACACCCAGGGAAGCGUCUCGGAAGUGGGGAGGAGGCAGAGAGAGAGAUUCGAGACCAUCCCUUCUUCCGUUGGAUCGACUGGGAGAGGCUUGAGAGAUUGGAGAUCCAACCUCCAUUCAAGCCCAGGACUGGAGGAAGGAAAGGGGAGAAUUUUGACAAGUUCUUCACAGCCGCCCCGUCGGUCCUGACCCCCUCUGACCCCGACGUGCUGGCGGAAAUCGACCAAGGCGACUUCCAGGGCUUUUCCUUCAUCAACCCCAACUUCCAUCCUUCCCCCCUCUCUGUGGUCUGAAUUGAAGGAGGAGGGGAGACGGGAAUGCUGUUCGCUGGUGUUACCCCUGCUGGACACUACUCUACCCUCUAACGCUAACACUGAGAGAGAGCUAGGGGCGUGCUCUCAACACACACAGUAGGCACUCAACACUCACAUGGGCACAAGGGUACAGUUAUGGUCCUGACAUGCAAAAAAAAACAAAAACAAAAAAACAAAGGGGUCAGUAUUCAAUAAAUGGCAUUUAAUCAGAUUCUCCAACAGGUAGGUAUUUUUCAAUUCACCGUGUAUUUUGGAGGCGUCCGAUAACUUGGAGGUGUUCUAAAUGGCAUAAAAAGCAAAGGUACACAACCAGUACACUAUUUCUGUAAAAAAUUACAGUUUGAGAAAGAAACAUUAGAGUGAGACAAAUCCAAGCUUGCUUUUCUAACUAAAUGAAUGGAUGGUAACUUUUUGGAAGCUGGUUGAAUGUCCAGGCACUUAACUUACAAAUGUGGUAUUCUGAUUACAUCAUGAAGGCACCUUGCCAUUUUAAAAGAAUUAUAUAAGCAUUUUAGAACAUAUAAUUAUAAUAGUACUAGAAUAGUAUAAUUUAAAUAUGUGACUUUGAAGACCAUGUCGCAGUUUUGAAGGUCACAAUAGAUUGCCUACCUUCUUUUAUGUUAAGUACAUAACCAUACAUGCGCACAUCUCAUCCCCUGACAUACAUUCACAUUUGCUGUAGGUUCACACUUUCACACUUUCCCCACAUUUAAACCGAACUGUGAAUGAACUGGCAAGCACUUGCUGCUACUGACAGCAACACUUCCUUGUUGUACCAAACUGACCACUGGCCAUCACUUUCUCCGUUAUUUCAUCGCAGAACGUCUGCCACAAUUACACACUGCUGACCACUCUACUGUAUCCGUUAUCAAGGUUGUGCCUUGAGACACGCAUAACCAAUGUAUUUAUUCAUUUUUUAUCGUAUGGCUAAAUUGUACUGUUCUCCGUGUCCGGGAGAUUUCAUGCUGGCCUGGCACUUUGACCCGAGUUUGAGCUGAAGAGGCAAUGUGUCAGUGUGGGGCUCUCUGACGGAGGUCACUCAGAGCAAACCUGGGCUGACUCAGCUGCUGCUGCAGUUCUCUGGAUGACAUGGGGUUGAUCCCCAUCUGAAGGAGGCAAGAGACAGAAACCUGUCCCGUGUGUAGCACCAGUACAGCGGUACGAUGUGAAGAUAAUUCACAUGUUCAUCCCGUAUGGGUAAUGUGCAGAUAUGCAAGUUUCACACUGCGGCCAACAGACAUACGCAGUACGAUUGGUUGUUCGUUUGCCCGGCGGUUAUGUUCUUGGAAAAAAACAACAUGCGAUAAUGUGUGGGUGGAAAGGAUAUAAAAAGAAAGCGAAGAUACGUGCCAAAUUGGGAAUUUUUGUUUCAUGUUGAUAAGAUGUCCCCUGUAAGCUAUACAUCCUACAAACAGGCACUGAUACCAACAAUAGGCCUGAUCGAUGAGAACACGGAUGUCUUCGAAAGUUAAGACUCUGCGAAUCGCCUCUUCGCAGGCCAAUCCAACAUUGCCAUUGUACCAAAGCCAAAACAGUUAUUUGCUUGCCUCAUUUUUUGAGGCCCAGUCACACACAUUUCUCUUUGUGCUCAUAGCAUAUACUUAUUAAAGGAAAGCAAGAGACUAAUGAACGUUUCAGACAUGUUAUUCGGAAACUGCUUGAGUGGAAGGCCCCUGGACAGAAACACCCUGUUGCGUCGUCUUUCAGUCUGUGCCAUGAGAGUAGAGUCGAGGCAGAUGUAUGAACUGCAGUGUGAAGUCCUCGCGCUCAACACCUUUUUCAAACUCAUUUCAGUGUAGGCCAAGGUCAAAGUGCCAGUAUGCAAGGAAUCUGUGACAACAAUAGUUACAUUGUUAAAUUAUACUGACAGACAGACAAAAAGAGAGACAUAUAGAUAGAUAGAUAGAUAGAUAGAUAGAUAGAGAUAGCUGAAUUAAUCCCAACAAAAACAUAAUUAAAUGCUUUAAAGGAAAUAUAUGUUGAGUUAUUGUGUUUAUUUGGUAAUAUCUUGGUGUGUCUCUCUACAUUGAAAAUCUUAAUAAAUCAAAUAAUUCCUCUGUGA